Molecule: messenger RNA, 1374 nt
Organism: Gymnodraco acuticeps
Lineage: Eukaryota; Metazoa; Chordata; Actinopteri; Perciformes; Bathydraconidae
Exons: 5
Coding region: 324-857 (177 amino acids)
Cellular component (GO): NURF complex; MLL1 complex
Source: RefSeq, a predicted model, not a curated record
AUUACCGAAAGUGAAGAUUACGAGGAGACAUUGAAUGCGGCUUAAGCAUUGUCGUUUUAUUUUGUGACCUAUUUGUGUGCAGUGUAACCUAACGCAGAAACAUUUUAAUGCACUAUGCAGCACUGUGAACAAUGUCGGAGUUUUCCAAGCGGUAGCGGUUUAAGAGCAGAUUUGUAGCUGCUCUGCUACAUCAGGAUGAGCACCAAAUGCUAACUUGCCUAGCUACACUGUUAGCAUCUUAGUAGCUGUUCCGGCCAAUUGAAGGCAUCAGAGUCCUACUAUACAGACUACAUACAGUCCAUGGUACCAAGGAGAUCAGCAGAAUGACCUCAGCUUCCACUAAAGUUGGGGAGAUCUUCUCUGCAGCUGGAGCCGCCUUCACCAAACUAGGAGAGCUCACCAUGCAGCUUCACCCGGUGGCAGACUCCAGUCCUGCAGGUUCCCACCCUCCCUCCAGUGGUCAGACGAAGGGCACCGUGAAGAGGAAGCUGUAUGAAGACGGAGGUCUGCCCUCCAUCUCUGACGGGCCUAAGAAGGGCACCAAGAAAACCAACGCUGCUGUCACCAUGGCAACUCAGGGCACUCCAAAUGUCAUUUCCGUGCCCACUGGUCGGGUGGUCGUAGCAUCAGGACUACAAGGUGCCCCCUCCAGACAGCCCACCCUGAAGAAACAGAAGACUGCAGACGUGACCCUCAGCGCUCUCAACGACUCAGAUGUCAACAGCGAUCUUGUGGACAUGGAGGGACUCGGUGAAGGAUCCAACUCCAAGAAACUCAACAACUUUGAUCAAGAUAACCUGAACCUGGACUCGGGCCUCAUCAUGAACCCCAGUGACCUUCCUCUGCUCUCCCGCUGACCCGUCACUUCCUGUGGACUCAAAGUGAUGGACCCAAAAACCCACGUUUUAAAAAAACCGGACUUUUCCUUUGAGCCAGAAGACGCUGACCGCCCAGAAGGGACUACAGAUAGUAUUGAAUACUGUGUUGUAUCAUGCGGGACAAUUGGACGCAUCUUACUAGUGUGAGAGUUGUCAGCACUCUCAGAAUCAUGUUUGGAUCAUUUACAUUUUCUUACUGCAAUAAUGAUUGCAUUAGACCAUUUCCUCUCCUAAUUGACUUUGCUUUGUAGGAGCGUCCAAAACAAAAGUGAGGAAGCUGUUCCAACAUUCAAACUUCCUGUUUCUUUACAAAGAAGCCAGGAAACAAACACAAUGCAACAGAGAGACCUCGGUAUGUUUGUCUGAAUAAUAAUGUUUGAUUGUAUUUCUUGUCCUCACCACUUUUAGCUAAUGGUUGUAUGAGCAGGUGAUUACACAAGUCUUAGUUUAGGAUAAACAUAUUUAAGUAGUUAUUAAAGUCUUUAGAACAAAGACA